UCAGGCUGGGCAGGCGCGUCUCCAGCUCAUCUCGCACUUGGGCUCCUCGGGGAGGAGGGGCUGCAGCCCUGGCCCACCGUUAGCACGAUGAUCCUCAGGCUGCUCCUGGCUCUCAACUUCUUCCCUUCAAUUCAAGUAACAGAGAACAAGAUUUUGGUGAAGCAGUCGCCCAUGCUUGUGGUGCACAACAACGCGGUCAACCUUAGCUGCAAGUACACGUACAACCUCUUCUCCAAAGAGUUCCGGGCCUCCCUCUAUAAGGGAGCAGACAGUGCUGUGGAAGUCUGUGUUGUGAAUGGAAAUUACUCCCAUCAGCUUCAGUUUCACUCAAAUACGGGAUUCAACUGUGAUGGGAAAUUGGGCAACGAAACAGUGACAUUCUACCUCCGGAAUUUGUACGUUAACCAAACGGAUAUUUACUUCUGCAAAAUUGAGGUCAUGUACCCUCCUCCUUACAUAGACAAUGAGAAGAGCAAUGGAACCAUUAUCCAUGUGAAAGAGAAACAUCUUUGUCCAGAUCGCCCGUCUCCUGUGUCUUCUAAGCCAUUUUGGGCACUGGUGGUGGUUGGAGUCCUAGCUUUCUAUAGCUUGCUAGUAACAGUGGCUCUUUGUACCUGCUGGAUGAGGAGUAGGAGGAGCAGGACCCUUCAGAGCGACUACAUGAACAUGACCCCCCGGAGGCCCGGGCCCACGCGAAAGCACUACCAGCCCUACGCGCCGGCGCGCGACUUCGCCGCCUACCGCUCCUGACACGGACGCCUAUCCAGAUGCGCGCCGGCCGGCCCCGCGGCACCGCUGCACGCCACCGCUCUGGAUAGGAAAGGACUGCCCCGUCUUCAGCCGGCCACCUCGGGCUCCUGUGAGGCCGCCAGUGCCAAGGGUUCUUGAACGACUAGACCAAACGACGUUAUUUUGAGACUCUGAAGUGCAGCGAGAGAAUCUUACUGUGGCAGGCCGAAUCGUGUAGCGCCAUGACCCAAAUUCAAACCCACCGUGUAUUUAUUGACUUGAUGGAGAGCUCAGGGUGGAACACAGAGUGAGGGGAUUGUUGGCCUUGAAACCUGCCUCCAAUGUCACUCUUUCUCACUCACCUGCACAUUGUGGUUGUGAAGUGUGGUAUCCAAGGACUUUUUAGAUGGAGAAGAAAGGUCAGAAAAUCAUUCUCUUUGGUUCAAUGGGGUUUAGGGUGGGGAGAGGUUGGGGCGGGGGAGACGGAAACAUUUCAAAGCCGUUAAAACACUGUCUCUCACUCAUGAAAUGAGCCACUUAGUUCUUAUUUAAUACUGUUUUACUUUUAGUUUAGAAAGAUGUAGACAUUGUUUUUGAUGAUUUCUGGUCAUAUUUAGUCAUUUUGAUGAAUGGAAUCCCUUCGAAGCAACGCGAGGCAAACCAACGUGCUUUCCUUACUCCCUGGGGUGGGAAUUCACUGUGGUCUUCACGAUGUGAUUUCGAAAGAGUAAAGUAGUCCUCCUACACCAAGAGAGAAUGUGUCAGGAAAUAAGGCCGCUUGAUGCCGAAAUUGUUUGAAUACUAAUAACUAGGGUUAUUAGUUUAGCAGCUCAUUCCAGUCAAAUCACACAGGGGGCUUUUCUGUUCUGUAUAUUUCAGGUUUGCACAGUUGUUCUCUUUAUUGUCUGCAUGGAGAUCUGAAGGGGGAUGCUGAAAGCAUAUGCAUAGGAGAAGUGAUGAUACUGUGAAACAGGGGUGUUAGCAUCCAUUAGGGUAUGGAGGAUGAGGCCCAAGAAACCUAUUCUGAGGGAGGGAGACUAGAAGUGAAUGACAUGAUUCUUGCCAUGUGCUGAGGGGGUGGUUGGCAUCUGGUGGAAGUUUUCCAGAAGCUGGCAGGCAGAAGGAGCCAGGGUGAGGGCUCCUUUACAGAGACUUGAUGUGCUUUAGGGCUGAGAGCUCCAGAACUCUGUGGGUUCAGCUGCCUCUUUACCCUGGAAGUCCAUCGACAUGGAGAAGUAUUUUGGAGGGUGUCUUUGGAGACAACAUCACAGUUCUCAAGAAACACUGCCAGUCCUGACCCUGGAAUGACCAUGGAUAUUUUUCUGCCCCCAGUUUGGGUCAAUUGGAGUAUGCCUGGCGACCUUGAAGAACGGCUUUACUGCUGCCUUUGCAAUUUGUUCAGUGCUUCAAUUCAUUCCGAUGGUAGAGGAGUCUAGGUUCUAGAGGCAGAUAGAUCUGGGUCAAGUGCCAUGACUAGCUGGCCUCAGGCGAGUCACUGCCUUUCUAAGACUCUGGUUCUUCAACUAUAAAAUGGAGAUAAUGAUCACAAAUAUCUGUCCCUGUGCUAUAAACUCCAUGAGGGUGUGGCCCAAAUUUGUCUUUUGUUCUGCUUGUGCCUGGCACUUAGUACCUGCCUCACAUAUAAUGUUAGCUGAUAUAAUUAUUGCCAUAUACAUAAACUAUGUAUAAAAAUUAAACUGGGCAAUGACCUGAGAAGGGAGAGAAUAUUGUAACACAAAUUUAAACCCACUACCCAAGGAUGAGGUGCUAUAAAAUUUGAGAGCCUCUUUCUUAGCUUCCACCAUUUUCCCGUUUUGGGAUAUUCUGGCUUGUAAUGAAAUGUACAGCAUUCCGCCUCCCACUUUUAUGUAUAUAAAGAAGUCUUCUUUAAUUUUUUUGUAAUAUGGGGAGGGGUAGGAAUCUUCUGAUUCCAGACAGAAAAUAUUGUACUUUGGUUGAUUUUUAAAUGGGCUUCCAUUCCAUGAAUUGAAUUAAUCCAAACAAGGUCAAACUCAGCAGUACUUGGGUGAUGAAGAACUGUUGAAUUUAUACUGGUGCAUAUGCUAAAGAGUUCUUUAAUCCAAGUUAUCAAGUUGGAUUUGAAAAUUACAGAGCUGGAGAAUUUUUAGAAAGGGCAAUGGCAAAAAAUAAAUAAAUAAAAAAAAUAAAAAUGGAAAGAUUUGAUCUUUGGUAAUAAAUGGUUUUGUUUUCUGAUGGGAAAAAUAGGUUUACUAACGAUGAAUCACACUUUAGAUUUUUCUUACUCACUCUAAACAGAACCAAAGUAGAAAUGUUAAUAGGGAAGUCCGUUUUCACUAUUAGUAUGAACCAAGAAAUGGUUUAAAAACAGUGGUUGGAGCAAUGCUUUUACAGUUUCAAAUAUGGUAAUUAUGAAGAAAACAAUGUCAUUUGCUGCUAUUAUUGUAAGAGUCUUAUAAUUAAUAGUAUUUCUAUAAUUUUUGAUUGUGAGCUCACUUAUGUUGGGCUGAGCAUGCCAAUUUAA
Diceros bicornis minor is the source of this 3232-nucleotide messenger RNA. RefSeq names its product CD28 molecule (gene CD28). Bases 88 to 750 code for a protein of 220 amino acids. Gene Ontology annotation, cellular component: membrane; external side of plasma membrane. Lineage: Eukaryota; Metazoa; Chordata; Mammalia; Perissodactyla; Rhinocerotidae. The record is from RefSeq and is a predicted model, not a curated record. Gene Ontology annotation, biological process: T cell activation; T cell receptor signaling pathway; immune response. The transcript has 4 exons.